AAGUGGAAGACUGUCAGAAGCAAGACUCGUCCAAUUUGACCGUGCGCGUGAUUGGCGAUGACCUAUCGCACCUGAAGGGUACCUUUGAAGGCGUAAGCUAUCCACCAAAACACCAGCCUGCCACUGGCGCUGACGUCUUUUAGCCUACGGAAACGCCAUAUGAAGGCGGUCUCUUUACUGUGGACAUACAGAUCCCCUCAGACUAUCCAUUUCGACCGUAAGCACCAGGUAUCUGGAAGGGCUGCAAGCUGACAGAUGAUGCAGGCCCAAGAUGAAGUUUGACACCAAGAUUUACCAUCCCAAUAUCAGUUCACAGACAGGCGCCAUCUGUUUGGACAUCUUGAAGGAACAGUGGUCUCCUGUGCUCACGGUCAAGUCGGCCUUGGUGUCGCUGCAAUCGAUGCUGAAUGACCCACAGGCGAAUGAUCCUCAGGAUGCAGAGGUGGCGAGUGUCUACAUCAAAGACCGACAGCGAUUCAAUCAAGUCGCUCGCGAGUGGACACAGAAAUAUGCCAUGCCAGCUGGUGCUCGCUCCUCAAAUUUGCCAGAAACCAAGAAGCAAGUUGAUCCCUUUGAAGCUGCUGGCUUCGAGAAGGCCUUUGUUGACGACUUCCUUGCCAUGGGCUUUCCUCCCGAGAAGUUCAUGGCUGCUUGUCGGAAGCUCGGCAUCAAGUCUGCUGCCGAAGCAAAUAAUACGCCUGGUGGCUACAGUCAGUUGCUAGAUACGUUGGCGUCAAUGCCAUAGGAGCACAUAUUCCUCCAUGCAUCAGAAUCGUGUCACCCUUUAUGCUAU
Messenger RNA from Protomyces lactucae-debilis, 793 nucleotides. RefSeq names its product ubiquitin-conjugating enzyme/RWD-like protein. NCBI's taxonomy places the organism in Eukaryota, Fungi, Ascomycota, Taphrinomycetes, Taphrinales, Protomycetaceae. The coding region runs from base 272 to 745 and encodes 157 amino acids. The record is from RefSeq and is a predicted model, not a curated record. The transcript has a single exon. Gene Ontology annotation, molecular function: protein binding.